UUUCUGUCUACAUUCCAAAGUCCAAGAAAACAUCAGAGGAACCAGCUAUGAAGGUGGUACCCAUCUUUCUGCUGGUGACGAUUGGUAUUUGUGGUUAUUCUGCCACUGCCUUUCUUAUCAACAGUGUCCCUCUUCCUGUUGACAAAGUGUUACCUUUACCUUUGGACAACCUUAUUCCCUUAUUUGAUCCCUUGAAGAUGCUUCUGAAAACCCUGGGAAUUUCUGUAGAACAUCUGGUGGAAGGGCUGAAGAAGUGCGUGAAUGAGCUGGGGCCAGAGGCUUCAGAGGCUGUGAAGAAGCUUCUGGAGGCUCUAUCACACCUGGUAUAAAAUCUGCAUAAACAGAUUUAAGGUGCGAGUGAAGAGAAGGAUGU
Molecule: messenger RNA, 373 nt
Organism: Rattus norvegicus (Norway rat)
Lineage: Eukaryota; Metazoa; Chordata; Mammalia; Rodentia; Muridae
Gene: Scgb3a2
Product: secretoglobin, family 3A, member 2
Cellular component (GO): extracellular region
Source: RefSeq, marked provisional